GCUGCUGGGGGAUGUCUGAGUAGCCCCGAUGGAGCUCCACCAUCUUGCUAGGAAGAACAGCCAGGCAGCCUUGUGCGAUGCUGUGGGCUGGAGUUCAGGAGGAUCUCCCGCUGGCCAGGCAGAUGCAGCAGCCUCCAAAGCUGCUCUCUGCUGCCAGAGACGCUGUACAUCGACACCAAGAGCAGCCGAGAUGGAAGGCUCUAAACUUCACCCUUCUCCAUCAUCUGCUUCCUCUCUGCAAGACAGUGUUAUUCAGCCAGACUCCUGCCCACCAGGACCUCUCACCUCAGGGAAUGCACAGGUAGCAGAACGGAAAGUCUGCAAUUGUUGCAGCCAGGAACUGGAAACUUCUUUCACCUACGUGGAUGAGAAUGUUAACUUGGAACAGAGCUCCCCUUCAGCAAAAGGGAAUAAUCACCUGGGAGACCUUGAUUGGGGAAAUUCCAAUGAGUGGUCCCACGAGGCUGCCAUUUCCUUGAUAUCUGAUGAUGAAGAUGACACAAGUUCGGAAGCCACAUCUUCAGGGAAGUCAGUGGACUAUGGCUUCAUCAGCGCCAUCUUGUUCUUGGUCACUGGCAUCUUGCUGGUGAUCAUCUCCUAUAUUGUCCCACGGGAAGUGACUGUGGAUCCCAACACUGUGGCGGCCCGGGAGAUGGAACGUCUGGAGAAGGAGAGCGCCCGGCUGGGGGCGCACCUGGACCGGUGUGUGAUUGCCGGACUCUGCCUGCUUACUCUUGGGGGUGUCGUUCUGUCCUGUCUGCUCAUGAUGUCUAUGUGGAAAGGAGAGCUGUAUAGCCGCAGCAGGUUUGCCUCUUCCAAAGAGUCUGCAAAACUCUAUGGUUCUUUCAGCUUCAGGAUGAAAACCAGCACUCACGAAAACACCCUGGAACUGUCCUUGGUAGAGGAAGAUGCUCUGGCUGUUCAGAGUUAAUUCUGGUUGUGAACUUCCGGAGAGUCUGCCUUGGCAUUUUAUAUGAGAAAAUAAACCAACAAAAAACAAACCACAUUUCUUAAAAUGAACGGCGCAGUUUGUUUGCCUGGCAAGAAAAGGUUAUGCCCCAAACCAACAGCCCGAGAGUGUUUAGUUCUCCAUGUAUUAUUUCUUUAGAAGAAAGCCAUGUGAGCUGCAUUGGGAAACCACAGCCAGCUACACCUGAGGAGCUGAGACAGCUUCAUCUGUAAUGUCAUCAAUUUCUACGUCAGUAGCCAAGCAGCCCAAUGCACAAAUGAUUUCUUUGACAAGAUAUAGGAUACUGUUCUUUGGACACUAGGAGUUUCUACACAUACAUCAAUUAUAGUCACCUAUUUGGUGAAAAAGA
Artibeus jamaicensis (Jamaican fruit-eating bat) is the source of this 1319-nucleotide messenger RNA. It is a transcript of the gene TMEM74, whose product is annotated as transmembrane protein 74. The record is from RefSeq and is a predicted model, not a curated record. The transcript has a single exon. Bases 29 to 931 code for a protein of 300 amino acids. NCBI's taxonomy places the organism in Eukaryota, Metazoa, Chordata, Mammalia, Chiroptera, Phyllostomidae.